UUCUUUGCUGCGUCUACUCCGAGGUAAGGAUGUUUCUGUGCUCGUGGGGGUACUGGGAAUCUAAAGCCAUCUGCUCUGGGAAAGGCUGCGGCGCGGCUCCUACUCUCGGAACCUUCUCCUGUUUGUCCCCCAGCUCGGCAAGCGCCAUAUGAGCCUGGCGGCGCCGGAUGCGAAUCCUGUUCUGGGCUUUUUGGCCUAUUCCCGCCCCUCAGUCUUGCCGGGAUGGCACUGCCCGCAUAGGACGUCCAGGGUUGGGCUGAGCGGGAGUUCCACUGCUGGGCCUCGUAAUUCUCGCUUUGGGGCUGCUCCUUCCAGCCUGGGACACACUGGGGCCCGCUGUCGGUCUCCCGUCCUCCGACAUCCUGUCUGGAACUUACGCCUGGCAGUCUCCGAAUGAAGACCAUUCUCAGCAAUCAGACUGUCGACAUUCCAGAAAAUGUCGACAUUACUCUGAAGGGACGCACAGUUAUCGUGAAGGGCCCCAGAGGAACCCUGCGGAGGGACUUCAAUCACAUCAAUGUAGAACUCAGUCUUCUUGGAAAGAAAAAAAAGAGGCUCCGGGUUGACAAAUGGUGGGGUAACAGAAAGGAACUGGCUACCGUUCGGACCAUUUGUAGUCAUGUACAGAACAUGAUCAAGGGUGUUACACUGGGCUUCCGUUACAAGAUGAGGUCUGUGUAUGCUCACUUCCCCAUCAACGUUGUUAUCCAGGAGAAUGGGUCUCUUGUUGAAAUCCGAAAUUUCUUGGGUGAAAAAUACAUCCGCAGGGUUCGGAUGAGACCAGGUGUUGCUUGUUCAGUAUCUCAAGCCCAGAAAGAUGAAUUAAUCCUUGAAGGAAAUGACAUUGAGCUUGUUUCAAAUUCAGCGGCUUUGAUUCAGCAAGCCACAACAGUUAAAAACAAGGAUAUCAGGAAAUUUUUGGAUGGUAUCUAUGUCUCUGAAAAAGGAACUGUUCAGCAGGCUGAUGAAUAAGAUCUAAGAGUUACCUGGCUACAGAAAGAAGAUGCCAGAUGACACUUAAGACCUACUUGUGAUAUUUAAAUGAUACAAUAAAAGACCUAUUGAUUUGGACCUUCUUCUUAAA
Symphalangus syndactylus (siamang) is the source of this 1084-nucleotide messenger RNA. RefSeq names its product ribosomal protein L9 (gene RPL9). Gene Ontology annotation, molecular function: structural constituent of ribosome; rRNA binding. NCBI's taxonomy places the organism in Eukaryota, Metazoa, Chordata, Mammalia, Primates, Hylobatidae. Gene Ontology annotation, cellular component: cytosolic large ribosomal subunit; ribosome. The record is from RefSeq and is a predicted model, not a curated record. Gene Ontology annotation, biological process: cytoplasmic translation.